This is a messenger RNA of Penicillium angulare, 885 nucleotides long. Its product is annotated as Ac45/VOA1 transmembrane domain-containing protein. The record is from RefSeq and is a predicted model, not a curated record. Gene Ontology annotation, biological process: (1->6)-beta-D-glucan biosynthetic process; fungal-type cell wall biogenesis. The transcript has 5 exons. Gene Ontology annotation, cellular component: endoplasmic reticulum membrane. The coding region runs from base 1 to 885 and encodes 294 amino acids. Lineage: Eukaryota; Fungi; Ascomycota; Eurotiomycetes; Eurotiales; Aspergillaceae.
AUGCAUCUGAGCAAAUUCGGGCUGCUCGCCCUUGGGGCAGCUGCAGUUGAUGCUUUCCGUGACACGUCUCCAUUUUUCAUGGCAUCGACCUCCGAGCUCCUGACGAACUCCGCAUAUAUUAAGAAUGGCGCUUCCGUGUACGAUGAAAUUUCCUCCGCUCUGAGCACCUGUCCAUCAGACUACUAUGUUGUCGUCUCCCAGCCUGGCGUGCACAGCUCCGACUUCUCGACUCGCAAGUCCGCACCCCGCCUCGGUGCGAAGAUGCUGGGCAAGGACAAGUCGAUUCAUUCAAAGAUGAGCGUGAAUGAGGUUGUCGGAGAGUUAGACGCAAAGCAGAUUAAGAGUUUACUGGUAGAGAAGUGCGGAGCUGAAACGACCGCGAUUGAUGCUUCCUCCGGAUCUUAUCCCACAUAUUUUGAGUCUGGCCCUCGGGUCAUUGACAUCGAGUUCGCUAUGCUUCCUCUAAGCUCCAGCCGCACCCAACAACUUUCCGACAAUGAUGGCCUUCUUGCCGAUAUCAUCGAUCGUAUUCCUUCCUCCUCUAAGUAUACUAUUAUCUACGUCACCUCGCCCAGGGAGUUCCCUGAAAGCGACUCUGUCGUGUACGAGCCCUUCGAAGAAUUCAACCACGACAAUGUCCACAUGGACCUCAAGCGCGACUACUCUGCCCGCGCUGACUCAAGCCCCUCUGGCUCUUUGGGUCGUCAAACCUCUUUGUUUGAUACAUAUCAGUAUUUCACGCCAGGUCUCUUCAUGGGCUUCCUGGCCUCCUUUUUCUUCCUCAUGAUUCUCUACAUCGGUGUCAAUGCUUUGUCCAGCCUUGAGGUCUCUUACGCCGCUUUUGAGAAGGACACAUCCGGUGCUGUGCAGAAAAAGCAACAGUAA